AUGUACUGUAGUAAUGGCAUUUUAUCUUUGUGUGGGUUUCUGGAGGCCCCGGGGGCACGUUCGGAUGACAUUCCCUUAUCGUCUGCGCCGUUGAAUUUGUUUCGAAUGCAUCCAUCUAUCCCCGAAUAUGAUAGUGUCCUUCACAGGAGCUUCGAAACCGGUGAAGCAUGUUUAUCUGAGGACUACGGUGUCGUCACCUAUGACCUCAAUCUGCGCUCACGUGCACCCGAAUCGCGGAUCAAGGACCCUGCAGUUAUUCAUGAUGUCUCUAUCCAUCUUAACGAACUGCACCGUCGCGUUAAAGAUCGGUUUUCCCUCAUGCACGUGAACGUAUGUUCUAGCGGGUCCUCGGAUGACAUUGAAAAUUACAAAAACGCCUACGAAAAAUUAUUAUCUUUUCCAAACUCAGUUCUUCAAGAACUCGGGCUUCACAGCUGUGAUAAAUCCACAUUUUCGCUCGCUAAUCUGGAAACGGAGACAAGGUUAUUGAUGGAAAAGCGACUCAAACAUCAAGAACCUAUGCGAAAAUAUGCCGUUUUGGAAGAUACCUCCCAACAACUCCCAAGCUUUUCCAAACUGGUUAAGGAUCCAGCCUAUACUUGGCCAUUCGAGCUGGACACGUUUCAGAAACAGGCGAUUCUUUGUCUAGAGCGGAACCAAUCCGUGUUUGUGGCUGCACACACGUCAGCUGGUAAGACAGUGGUGGCGGAGUAUGCUUGUGCAAUGUGCCGUCGUCGUGGUUCUCGUGUGAUCUAUACCAGUCCAAUCAAAGCUCUGUCAAACCAGAAAUUUCAUGAUUUUAGGCGUACCUUUGGGGAGAAUGUUGGCCUUCUGACUGGUGAUAUCAAAGUGGCUACAGAAUCUACCUUCCUGGUAAUGACAACAGAGAUUCUCUACAAUAUGUUGUGCAACGCAGCGGAUGCAAUUCGUGAUCUGGAGGUUGUGAUUAUGGAUGAGGUUCACUACCUUAAUGACGCAGAACGCGGCCAUGUUUGGGAGCAAAUAAUGAUAAUGCUACCUAAGCAUGUGCUGUUAGUAAUGCUGAGUGCGACUGUUCCGAAUACCAUGGAGUUUGCUGAUUGGCUCGGACGGAUUCGUGGAAGUGAAAUCCAUGUAGUUGCGACCAAUCGUCGGCCGGUCCCGUUGGAACAUUAUCUAUUCACCGGGUUGGAUGGACAAAGCCCCGAGAAGCAGCUGCAUUUAGUGGUUGACAAACAUAGUCAGUUCAACCUCCCCGGUUACAAGCAAGCCAUAGUCGCCUUCAACGCACCAAAACUUAAGAAAGCGAACAGUGAGAAAUCAGGUGGGGACACCAGUCGAGCUGAAGAACUGGCAGCACGUCGAGGUGGCGCUGUCGUUCCUGGUGGAGGUGGUCGGGGUGGAAAGGGUGGUGCGGGAGCAUCUAAACAACAUUACACAGGUGGCAAGGCCAACACGCCCGGACGCUGGAAUUACACACCUUCUCCCGGAGGUUUAGCUGUCCAUGAGAAACGGAUAAAAAACAUGUGGCUUGGUGUUGUACGUCUCUUACAAGAACGUGAACUCAUGCCAGCCAUCGCCUUUGGAUUCUCUCGAAACUCUUUGGAAACUUUAGCAGAGAACUUGUCCUCUGUCGAUUUACUGAGCAAGGCCCCUAGCAUGCUGCUCCUUGUCACUUCAGACGAGAAAAAUGAAGUUCAACAAUUCUUGCGUUAUUCGAUCAAAAACCGUCUCAAGGGACCCGAUAAACGCCUGCCGUCGGUGCUGUUCAUCAGUGACUUGGCUUGCCGUGGACUGGCUGUCCAUCAUGCCGGAAUGUUGCCACUGCUGAAAGAGACAGUGGAGAUGUUGUUCCAACGUGGCCUUAUCCGUCUCCUAUUUGCCACAGAAACAUUUGCCAUGGGCGUGAACAUGCCAGCACGGUGCGUUCUUUUCAGCACACUGGAGAAGUAUGAUGGUCGUCGCCGUCGCCCACUCAAUCCUGGAGAAUACACCCAAAUGGCAGGUCGUGCAGGGCGUCGGGGUCUGGACGCGUCAGGGACGGUAAUUAUUAUGGUGGAAGGAGUCGGAGCAUCCGUAGCCUCACCAAAAUUGGGCGUUCCAGCUGAAGCAACUCUGACCAGCAUGAUAUUGGGCACGCCUACGCAGUUGGCGUCUCAAUUUAAAAUCACUUACUCAAUGAUAUUGCAUCUGCAUCGGACCAAUUGGCUGUCACCGCAGGAUAUCAUGCGUCGGAGUUUCAUGGAAGCUCCGGCUCUUCGACGUGAAAUCGAGCGUCGACAGUGGCUAUCUCGUCUUCGAGCCCGCCUUACCAGUACAACUACGCUCAUCCCUUGUGCCGGUUCCUCUCAUGCUACCACAAGCUCGUGGAUGAGCAAAGCCGCUCCGUUCGCUGUCACGUCAGUUGCAACCGGAGAACCCGUAUUGCAAGUCAAAUGCCCCUUGGGACAAAUUCAGUGCGCUGAAAGCAUGGCGACCUAUUACCAGAAGGGGAAUCUACGUAACAGAGAAACAUUGCCCAAUUGGCUCGUUCCUGCUGUAGUCGUGGAUAUCAACAAGGCAUUGGUUCAAGGCCAGACGGAAACGCAGUGGAACUUGAUAACCUGGCAACCGCCAGAUCGAGUGGUUGACGCUUCGGCUCCACGUCCAUAUCAACUGGUAUCUGAUACUUUUUCAGCCAAAGGGGUUGGUAACGCCGCGUUUGAUGUUGAGGAAGUGGAGGAACUUGAGGAGGAAGAGGUUUUAUGUGACGGUGAGGAUUGCUGGAUGUCACCGACUCCCUUCCCACCUCAACUGAUGCCUGUAUUUAUCCCAUUUUGGAACUUGAUAACCUGGCAACCGCCAGAUCGAGUGGUUGACGCUUCGGCUCCACGUCCAUAUCAACUGGUAUCUGAUACUUUUUCAGCCAAAGGGGUUGGUAACGCCGCGUUUGAUGUUGAGGAAGUGGAGGAACUUGAGGAGGAAGAGGUUUUAUGUGACGGUGAGGAUUGCUGGAUGUCACCGACUCCCUUCCCACCUCAACUGAUGCCUGUAUUUAUCCCAUUUUCGUUUGACGACUCCUUAGGUCGCUUGACUCUUCUGACGAAUCAAAGCCUACGCAAUCUGGUACGCGUUUGUGACCAAGUUUUGCAUUCCAAAACCUCACGCCCCAGUACCAACUCAAGUGGUACCUUGUCUGACCAGCUGACGCGAGCCAUCCGUCGGCAUCGGCAGGAAAUGGCAGCUGCUGAAGCCGGACUCCGUUUGCUUGUUGGUGCCAAUACUUCGGCUGCAGAUUCAGCACUUUCACAGCUUAUUCUGGAAGUGAAUCAGGAAUUGCUCGAUUUGGUCCAGCCUCUAACCAGUCCACAUACAACACCGUCCGUUGUUUUCGGGCUUUUACCAGAUUGCCCUCCUGCACUGCCUCUGGGAAGAGCGAUCAAGAUAAAGUUGAAUCCUGAUGAAACGACAUCCGUAUUUGAUGAACUGUGGAUGCUGGGUGAGGAAUUGACGACUCCACUCCUUGGAACAUCGGUCACUCAACGUUUGGCCCCGGUAACCUGUCCAGAUUUGGUUUCACACUUUGCUUUAUUUCACCGGACCUGUCGUCGUCGUUGGGCAGUGAGGCGUUUGGAAGCUAGUUUGUCGGACGACAAACUGCACCUGAAUGCCGAAUAUAUCGGUCGUUUGCGAGUACUUGAAGAAUUAGGAUUCAUCGAUUCGGCUACCGAACGGGGUUGCUUGAGCCUAAAGGGUUUGGUCGCUUGUGAAUUACAGCAGAUGGAAGUCCUGCUAACCCAACUCCUUUUGGAUGGCUCGUUUACUCAGUUGCCACCAGCAGAUAUUGCGGCCCUUUUAUCUUGCUUUGUUUUCGAGAUUCGCGCUACGGAUACGGCUCGGGAAGAACAUACAACACAACAAAGCGCAUCGUCAAAACCACAAAGUCAUCUGGUUGUGCUCGAUACUGCUUCAUCAGAUACAGUCCCAACCCCGUCAGCCGAUGGGGAAGCAGCUGCUUUCGAAUCAGCAGUGGUGGCUCGAAAAAUAGCCUCUGUUCCGGAACAUCUGAAGGAAGCUGUUGCGAAAAUGUUCAGUUUUGCAUCAAAUUUGGAGCAGCUCCAAAGAAAACACGGCCUCAGUGAUCCGACCGCAGACACCCGACUUAACUGCACGCUAGUUCAAGUAACACACGCAUGGGCUACUGGACACCCAUUUUCCACACUGGUCACUCUCACCGAAAUGCAAGAAGGCAACUUGGUUCGUGGACUUUUGCGUCUGGAUGAACUGCUCCGCCACAUUUGCAAUGCCUGUCAUCGACUCGGUGACCAGGCACUUGGCCUACGAAUGAAUGAGGCUCGCAAUGCGAUUCACAGGGAUCUCGUCUGUGCGCCCAGUUUGUAUAUCUCUGAGGAGUUUGUCUAUUCAACGGCUGACAAAUCGGAACCCACUUGACAGUCUACUAUGAUGUACAUUUUUUAUUUAGUUUUUUUGUACAAAAAUUCUGUUAAUUUUUCAAACUAUUUUGCAUUUAUUGUAGCCUGGGGUUUCCUGAGCCAUCCUGAUAGUUCAGAGCCUCA
Molecule: messenger RNA, 4535 nt
Organism: Opisthorchis viverrini
Lineage: Eukaryota; Metazoa; Platyhelminthes; Trematoda; Opisthorchiida; Opisthorchiidae
Exons: 18
Coding region: 1-4410 (1469 amino acids)
Biological process (GO): nuclear-transcribed mRNA catabolic process, 3'-5' exonucleolytic nonsense-mediated decay
Cellular component (GO): Ski complex
Molecular function (GO): ATP binding; RNA helicase activity; RNA binding
Source: RefSeq, a predicted model, not a curated record